This is a messenger RNA of Porites evermanni, 364 nucleotides long. Lineage: Eukaryota; Metazoa; Cnidaria; Anthozoa; Scleractinia; Poritidae. The record is from the annotation of a GenBank genome assembly.
AUGUUGACCCCCCAAAAUAGUUUGCAUAAUUUAUCAUGGCCCCCCCCCCACCCCACCCCUCCUCCUCCUCCCGAACAAAGGCUACCUGUAUUGUAGCAUAGCCCGAAUUGUACGACACUGACCUUAAACUAACAAAGAAGAAAACGAGCUGCGUUUCUUCCUGAUGUUACGCGUAUCUCUCACGCGUGAUCAAAUAAGAUACCUCAACGAAAUGGCAAAAAAUGGGAAAAUUUCUGAGAAAGCACUUUCUACCAUAGAAGAGUACAUUCCAGGUCUUUUGAAAGAAAAUGGGCAACUUUCUGUCACAGAAGACCAUCAAAGUGAAAGUACUGGAAGUGAAAGUGAAUCAGAUCUAGAGCAGUGA